Striga hermonthica is the source of this 666-nucleotide messenger RNA. Lineage: Eukaryota; Viridiplantae; Streptophyta; Magnoliopsida; Lamiales; Orobanchaceae. The record is from the annotation of a GenBank genome assembly.
AUGGAGGUUGAAUCACUGGGUGGAAGCAGAUAUUUUCUGACUUUCAUUGAUGAUGCUUCUCGAAAGGUGUGGGUAUAUAUCUUGAAUACGAAGGACCAGGUGUUUGAGUACUUCAAGUCAUUUCACGUCAUGGUGGAACGUGAAACAGGAAAGAAGCUGAAAUGUCUCCGAUCUGAUAAUGGAGGCGAGUAUACUUCCAAAGAGUUCGAUGCAUAUUGCAGGACAUAUGGCAUUCGACAUGAGAAACACACCUUCUCGUCAGUUCACAGCUCGUCUCACUGCCCCGCCGUCUGUAAGUUCUACCUUCGCCGCCGUGAUUUCAGGAACGUCGCGCCUCCGCAAGGACCGCAACCGCUAGGAGCAGACAUCCACCGCCCGCCACUCUGCCUUACGAAAUUGCCGCCCCUUCUCCAACCGAUCCGUCGCUGGAGUCCCUGUCCAGAGGAGACCCGCGUGCCGUUCACCGGGUUCACCUCCUCCGACGGCCUCGAAAUUGACCUUCAUCGUCUACAUCGUCUUCAUCGGCGUUGCCUCGCGACCCUGGAUCGGCCGCCGCGGCAGGCUCUGCGGAAUCUCCUACCCGUCAAAUUGAAAGCAAAAUCGGCCUCUCCGACUCCUUCUUCUCGCUUCUUGACGGCUGGACCUGCGACAACAUCCGACGAAUGA